Vombatus ursinus (common wombat) is the source of this 6079-nucleotide messenger RNA. It is a transcript of the gene ARAP3, whose product is annotated as ArfGAP with RhoGAP domain, ankyrin repeat and PH domain 3. NCBI's taxonomy places the organism in Eukaryota, Metazoa, Chordata, Mammalia, Diprotodontia, Vombatidae. Gene Ontology annotation, cellular component: ruffle. The coding region runs from base 104 to 4921 and encodes 1605 amino acids. The record is from RefSeq and is a predicted model, not a curated record. Gene Ontology annotation, biological process: signal transduction; positive regulation of GTPase activity. The transcript has 33 exons. Gene Ontology annotation, molecular function: GTPase activator activity; phosphatidylinositol-3,4,5-trisphosphate binding; protein binding.
GCACUGGGGACUCGAGCUUGGUGCUUCAAGACGCAGGCUGCAACCGCGUCGUGUGAAUGAACUGAGCGGAUUGCCGCGGACUGAGGCAAUGGCCUGAACUCUCAUGGAGUCACCCAGGGACCUGGACAUUGAGGUCUGGUUGGCAGGAGUACAUCUAGAACGGUACGCAGAUACGUUCCGGAGGCACGGUGUGUCCACUGCGACUGCUGCCCAAAGCCUGGGCCACGAGGAACUUCGUCGAAUGGGCAUCUGGGCCACCGGUCAUCGCAAACGGAUUCUUCGCCUGCUUCAGGGGGCUACUGUGGAGGUCCCUACAGACACCCCACUGGACACUACCAUGGAUCAAACCCCAAACCCAGAUCCUCAAGUGCUCCCCACCAAACCAGUGCCCAAACCAAGGACAGUGUUUACUUUUUUUGGCACCACUCCUGCUGAAUCAGUCCUGCCUCCCUUGUUGAACCCUCCUAUGGAGACCCUUCCAGUGCCUCAGGAAGAAGAUACCAGCCUAAUAGUCCAAGAUGAAGGGAGCAUGGUCCCCAGGGGUUCAGAGCAGCCAGUGAGCCAAGAACCUUCCCUAAGCACCCCCCAGUCUCCCAUUUCCCCCUCCUUCCCUUCAGAUCAGCCUCCUAUCUUGGACAGGAUGACCAUGAUGCCCAAUGAUAUCUACUUUGGCCUAGACCUUGGAAGGGGAGCACAACCAGGGACUCAGGAAAUGACUACAGACUGCUCCCUGGUAGAUUCUCCUACUCCCAUCCCUACUUCCAGACCUACAGGAGGCACAGUGCAUAUCAUGGACCCUAGCAGCCUGUACUAUGGUGUUCAGCCUGUUUCAGUCCCUGGAACUCCCAAAGGGAGGAAGACAAGGGGUGUCAGUCAGUCAGCAGGUGAACCCAGGCCAAGCAGCCAUGAAUCAGAGGGGGUAGAGGAUUGUGGCUAUGCCAGUCUGGAGCUGCCUGGGAACUCCACCCACUUGAUGCCCAUCCUAGACCCUGAAGAGCCAGGCGAUGAUCUUAUCUCUCCCUAUGCCAGCUUCACCUCACUAGCUGAUCCCCCCACACCCUUGCUCAGUGGCUGGUUGGACAAGCUCUCGCCUCAGGGGUGUGAUUGGAAGGGGGUGAUAUGGGGGACUUUGGAAAGAACAAAAACCAGGGAGGAGUGUGAGAAGGGGAGGGAAGCCAUAAGAGAGGAGAGGAAUUAUGUCUUUCAGAGGCGUUUUGUCAGGUUCAAUGGAAAGAAACUGAUGUAUUAUGGAAGUGACAAGGACACCUUCCCUAAGGGGGUUAUCCCAUUGACUGUCAUUGAGAUGAUCCGAAGCUGCAAGGAUUGCAAGUUCCAAGUCAUCACUAGCCAAAGGGUGUUUGUGUUUCGAGCUGAGAGCGAAGCUCAGAGGGACAACUGGUGCUCCACACUGCAGUCUCGGCUAAAGGAGCAACGGCUUCUAGGCAACCCCCGGCCACCUCAUCCACCCCGUCCUCUCCGCACAGGGAUCCUAGAACUUCGGGGACACAAAGCUAAAGUGUUUGCAGCUCUGAGCCCUGGGGAGCUAGGACUGUACAAGAGUGAGCAGUCCUUUUCUCUGGGCAUUGGAAUUUGUUUCAUUGAGCUUCGGGGCUGCAGUGUCCGGGAGACCAAGAAUCGAAGCUUUGACCUUCUUACACCCCAUCGAUGCUUCAGCUUCACAGCGGAGUCAGCCUGUACUCGCCAGGUCUGGGCAUCUGCACUGCAGGAGGCCAUUACUGAGACUCUGUCUGACUAUGAGGUGGCUGAAAAAAUCUGGUCCAACCGAGCAAACCGACACUGUGCAGACUGUGGAGCAGCUCGUCCUGACUGGGCCUCAAUCAACCUGGGAGUGGUCAUCUGCAAGCAUUGUGCAGGACAACAUCGGGCCCUGGGCUCUGGGGUAUCUAAGGUGCAGAGUCUGAAACUAGACACAAGCAUCUGGAGCAAUGAGAUCGUGCAGCUUUUCCUCAUCCUGGGCAAUGAUGGAGCCAACCGGUUCUGGAUAAAGGGACUGCCCCCAGGAGGAGGGCUGCAUCCAGAUACUCCCCCUGGCCCCCGUGGGGACUUCAUCUCCCGCAAAUACCGGCUUGGCCUCUUUCGGGGACCCCAUCCUCAGUACCCUGACCACAGUCAGCUGCUGCAGGCACUGUGUGCAGCUGUGAUGGGACCCAACUUGUUGAAAACCAUGAUUCAGCUUUUCUCAUAUGAGGAACCGUGCUCUGAAGGCAGUUUCUCUAAUCUCCUCCCCCUAGACUCAUCCCCUAGUGUGUACAAUGAAGUCCUGGUGCCUGCUGCACUAAGUGGCUUUUUGUACUGCAGCCCAGUCAGCAGCAAACCUGGACCUCCACCCCACCGCCGGGGCCGGGAUGCACCCCCUAGGCUGUGGUGUGUGUUGGGAGCAGCCCUGGAGAUGUUUUCAUCAGAGACCAGUCCAGAGCCAAUCAGUUUGAUCCAGCCUCAGGAUGUGGUGUGUCUGGGGGUAAGCCCCCCACCAGUUGACCCAGGGGACCUUGACAGGUUCCCAUUCUCCUUUGAACUCAUUCUGACUGGAGAAAGGGUCCAAUAUUUUGGAACUGAUGGAGCUGAUAGUCUGGAGGCCUGGACCAGAGCAGUGGGCAAGUGGUUCUCCCCACUAAGCUGUCACCAGCUCCUGGGCCCUGGCCUGCUGAGGCUAGGCCGUUUACGGUUGCGGUCCCCUUCUCAGACUGCAAUGACCCCAGGCCUCUGGCUGUCUGCCUUUGGCCUCCUCCGAGGUGACCACCUAUUCCUGUGCCCAGCACCAGGCCCUGGCUCCCCAGCUCCUGAGGACACUGUGCACCUGAGAAGACUGCAGGAGAUCAGUGUGGUAUCUGCAAACGACAGCCCUGAUAAGAAAGACCAUCUAGUCCUGGUAGAAACAGGAAGGACCCUGUAUCUACAGGGAGAGGGGCGUAUAGACUUUGCUGGCUGGAGCACUGCCAUUGGAGGAGCAGCUGGAGGGGGGGGCACAGCGCUGCAAGGGCAGCAGAUGAGUCGAGGAGACAUUCCCAUCAUUGUGGAUGCCUGCAUCAGCUUUGUCACUCAGCAUGGUCUACGUUUGGAGGGUGUAUAUAGGAAGGGGGGUGCUCGGGCACGAAGUCUCCGGCUCCUGGCUGAGUUCCGGCAGGAUGCACGGUCAGUGAAGCUCCGGCCAGGAGAGCACUUUGUGGAAGAUGUAACGGACACACUCAAACGCUUCUUCCGGGAGCUGGAUGACCCUGUUACCUCUGCACGUUUGUUACCCAGAUGGAGGGAGGCUGCAGAGUUACCCCAGAAGUCUCAGCGGCUAGAGCGGUACAAGGAGGUGAUUGGAUGCCUGCCCAAGGUCAACCACAGAACACUGUCCACUCUCAUUGGUCACCUCUACCGGGUGCAGAAAUGUGCAAGUCUGAACCAGAUGUGUACUCGGAACCUGGCCCUGUUAUUUGCACCAAGUGUGUUCCAGACAGAUGGGCGAGGGGAGCAUGAGGUUCGGGUGCUGCAGGAACUCAUCGAUAACUACAUAUCUGUCUUUGAUAUCGAUUCAGACCAAGUGGCUCAGAUUGACCUGGAAGUCAGUCUCAUAACUACCUGGAAGGAUGUGCAGCUGUCACAAGCUGGAGACAUCAUCAUGGAAGUGUACUUGGAACAGCAGCUACCAGACAACUGUGUCACCCUGAAGGUUUCCCCAACACUGACUGCUGAGGAGCUGACAAAUCAGGUACUAGAGAUGAGGGGAGCAAUAGCUGGCACAGACCUGUGGCUGAUGUUUGAGAUCCGGGAGCAUGGAGAGCUUGAGCGGCCCCUGCACCCAAAGGAACGGGUUCUAGAACAGGCCCUGCAAUGGUGCCAGCUCCCUGAACCAGGCUCUGCUUCCCUGUUGCUGCGCAGGGUCUCCCUAGCCCAGGCCAGCUGCCUCUUCACAGGUGUGCGUCGGGAGAGUCCUCGGGUGGGCCUGCUUCGGUGCCGGGAAGAGCCCCCCAAGUUGCUAGGAAGUCGUUUUCAGGAAAGGUUCUUCCUACUUCGGGGACGCUGCCUAUUGCUGCUCAAGGAGAAAAGGAGUUCUAAGCCAGAGCGAGAAUGGUCUUUGGAUGGUGCAAAAGUUUACCUAGGAAUACGCCGAAAGCUAAAGCCACCAACACCAUGGGGGUUUACACUGAUCCUGGAGAAGCUGCAGCUCUACCUGUCCUGCACAGAUGAGGAUGAGAUGUGGGACUGGACAACCAGCAUCCUUAAAGCCCAGCAUGAUGAUCAGCAGCCUGUGGUCCUUCGGCGGCAUUCCUCUUCUGACCUAGCCCGACAGAAAUUUGGCACAAUGCCCCUGUUGCCUAUUCGAGGUGAUAACAGUGGUGCUACCCUGCUUUCUGCCAACCAGACACUGCGCCGACUGCACAACCGGAGGACGCUAUCCAUGUUUUUUCCCCUGAAGCUGUCUCAGGAUUCUGUGGAAGAGCAAGAAGAAGAGGCUGAGGAGCCAGUGUAUGAAGAGGUAGGAGCCUUCCCUGAACUGACCAAGGACACUCCACUUCCACUGGACCAGACAUCUGAACCAGAGGUCCCUAAGGAUUCCCCCACCAGCCAGACUGCAUUUCCAGAGCAAAGCCAGAGCCUACAGAGUGACCGUCCCCCCCUUUCUAAGUCAAGCUCCCUUGGACAAGAGAGGGGACCCCCAGAGCCGCCUCCUGGUCCCCCUCGGAAAACCAGUUUUCAACAUCAUUUGUCUCUGGAAGAUAAAUUAGUACAGGAGCUAAACUCACUGAUUCUGCGAAAGAGUGAGGCCUCUGCUCCCAGUCUCCCAGCCUCUCAGCCUCCCAGCUCCCCAACACGGACCCCUAACCCCAUCAGCCACCCUAUGCAAACUCCUGGACACUCUCCCAAAUCUCCCUGUAAUUCCCAUUCCCCAUCUGGCCAACCCCUUACAUGACCCUGAAGCCAGCAACCAACUCUAGGAUGAGGUGGUAGAAGGACCUGAUGCUCAAGGGACAAAGGACAACAAACAUUUGCUAAAUGUCUACCCUCUGAGGGACUAAGUUUAAGGCUGGAGAUAGAAAGAUAAAAAAGGAUUAAAAAGCCCCUGCCUUAAGGGAGCUUAUAUUCUACAGACUCCAGGCUCCUACCUACCUACAAGAAUAUUCGAAGCACCUAUGGGAACUCCCUCAACCACAGACCAGGAGAGCCCAUCCCUGUCCCUGAAAAUCCAGUGUGGCAUGGUAUAGUGGAAAGGAUGAGUCAGGAAACCUGGGCUUUAGCCAGGAUUCUGUCACUAACUAGUUCUGUGACCUUGGACAAGUUCUUUCCCUCGCAGAACCUCAGUUUCCUCAUCUGUAAAAUAAUGGAGUUUUUCUGAGGUCCCUUCCAGGACUGACAUUUUAUGUUCCAAGACCCCAAAAGAAGCUCAGUGUUCAGAAGGCCUGUUGGAUUGAGAAGGUUUGGAUGCAGGCAGCCAGGCAGGGUGAGAAUCCAUUGAAUAAACUUUGAAAACAAAACAGCUACAUGUUUGCCUUUGCUUCCCCUAAGAAACGGAUUGAGGGGGUGGAGAAAACUGGGUCAAGGACAUUAAGCUUAAAUUAUAUACGACUUGGGAGAGUAUCAGCUCAGUGCACGAUGCCUUGAAAGAAAAGGGGAGAAUUGGGGGAGUUUGAGACACUCCCUGGAAAAUAGAGCACUUCUGGGGUAACAAGUGAGACAUCCCUCUUCCACCUCCAGGGCGCUCCUCUCAGCCCAGUAUCGCUGAGUACUGGGGAGCUUCUACAACGUACCUUUGUUUGGCCCAAUUGUCUCUCCCAUUCUCGGGCCCCAGGCAGCUCUCUCACCGGGACUGCUCUGGCUUUUCCGGUUCGGUGAGAAUUUGGGGAAGUCAAAUCCCAGAGCCCCCGAACCGGGACCUAACCCAGCCCUGGCUGCCCCUGUUUCCACCCUAGUUUCCCCCGAAUCAGUUUGUCCCACCUCUAAGGGCAUCGACGUCAUCACAACCACUUCCUCUACCUUCUUCUGUCUGCUCCCCCCCCCUUUCCCCGUCCGGUGGUGGUCGGACUACAGUUGCUGAUCUGCAUAUGUAAAUAAACAUAUUUGCAUAAAAGAA